Opisthocomus hoazin is the source of this 596-nucleotide messenger RNA. NCBI's taxonomy places the organism in Eukaryota, Metazoa, Chordata, Aves, Opisthocomiformes, Opisthocomidae. The record is from RefSeq and is a predicted model, not a curated record.
AGCAGCGUCGCCCGUAAGCUGAAAAACUGGCCAGCACAAUGGGAAAAAAACAGAACAAGAAGAAAGUGGAAGAGGUCUUAGAGGAAGAGGAGGAGGAGUAUGUGGUGGAGAAGGUCCUGGAUCGGCGAGUGGUAAAGGGCAAAGUGGAAUACCUGCUGAAGUGGAAAGGCUUCUCGGAUGAAGAUAACACAUGGGAGCCGGAGGAGAACCUCGACUGCCCAGACCUCAUUGCAGAGUUCCUUCAGUCCCAGAAAACCGCACACGAGAGCGAGAAGUCCGAGGGAAGCAAGCGCAAAGCGGAGUCUGACACGGAGGAUAAAGGGGAGGAGAGCAAACCAAAGAAGAAGAAGGAGGAGUCGGAGAAACCGCGAGGCUUUGCCCGAGGAUUUGAGCCGGAGCGAAUCAUCGGUGCCACGGAUUCCAGCGGGGAGCUCAUGUUCCUGAUGAAGUGGAAGAACUCGGACGAGGCCGACCUGGUCCCUGCCAAGGAAGCCAACAUCAAGUGCCCGCAGGUGGUCAUCUCGUUCUACGAGGAGAGGUUGACAUGGCAUUCCUACCCCUCAGAGGACGAUGACAAGAAAGAGGACAAGAACUAA